AUGACAACGGCAGUGGCAGAGGCGGUUGCUCGCCGAGCACCAGAGGCUUUCAGACUCGGAAAGAAGGAAAUUUUUCUGCCGAACCAUGUCAUCACCUUCAUCCGCAAGGACAGACAACCACCGAACUGGGCGACCUUCCACGUGCCCCUGACCUUCACCAAGUUCGACCUUCGCGACUACCUCUGGAACCUGUAUGGCGUUGAGACGACGGCGGUGCGCGCGUGGGUGAAGCAGACGGCCGUCCAGCGCAAGAGCAACAGGGGCGGUUACUUCCGCCCGCAAAGCCAAAAAUUCAUGAUGGUUGAAAUGACAAAGCCCUUCGUAUGGCCCUCGCCGCCCGAGGAUCUCGAGCCCUGGAACAAGAAGCUGUGGGAAGCGCGUGAGCAGUCCUCCAGCAAGCAGUACAAGGCCGACUACCAGCGUCAGCUCGGCAAGCUGGUUUACCCGAGCAAGGAGCCCGCCGACGCCGCGCGGAAGAAGCUGCGCCAGGAGGCGAAGACGUUAUUGAGCGGGUCCAAGAAGUGGACGGGGCCGGAGCAGCUGGACAGCAAGUGGGACAGUAUCGUCAAGGCUUCGAAGAGGAAGUGA
Molecule: messenger RNA, 588 nt
Organism: Colletotrichum truncatum
Lineage: Eukaryota; Fungi; Ascomycota; Sordariomycetes; Glomerellales; Glomerellaceae
Product: mitochondrial 54S ribosomal protein uL23m
Biological process (GO): mitochondrial translation
Cellular component (GO): mitochondrial large ribosomal subunit; ribosome
Molecular function (GO): structural constituent of ribosome
Source: RefSeq, a predicted model, not a curated record